Messenger RNA from Periconia digitata, 1053 nucleotides. The record is from the annotation of a GenBank genome assembly. NCBI's taxonomy places the organism in Eukaryota, Fungi, Ascomycota, Dothideomycetes, Pleosporales, Periconiaceae.
AUGGCCACUGCCACUGAAACAGCUUCGCAAAACAUCAUCAGCGCCGUCGGUGCUUUGACGCCUCAACCUCCCGGACCUCAUCGCCUCUUCGCGGAGAAAGACGUCAAAUAUGGUGAUUGGCGAGAUGAGCUUGUCGAAAACGGUUUUACGGUUGUGAAAGGCGCUAUUCCACGUGACCGAGCGGACCAAUACGCCGAUGACAUCUUGUCGUACCUCGAAAACUUCGAGGGCGGACUCGGAUUCAAACGCGAUGACCCUUCAACCAUUAAAGAGCAAAACCUGCCCAUCAUCACCGAGAAAGGCAUGAUUCUCGGCUACGGCGUGGCUCAUGAAGAUUUCACCUGGAAAGUUCGUCAGGAACCCGGCGUCAUCGAAGCAUUUGAACGUGUCUACGAUACCCCAGACCUCAUCGUCUCCUUCGACGCCAUCAAUGUUGGAUUCCCGAACCGCAAAGACGUGAAGCCAAAUAAACCCUGGCCACACCAGGAUCAGGAUCCUCAGAAACCUGGGUUCAGGUGUCUCCAAGGUCUGGUCAAUUUACUUCCAAACGGCGAUAAGGAUGGCGGAUUGAUCGUCUGUAAAGGCGCACAUCUCCUCAGUGAAGAGUUCCACGAAGAAUUCAAGGACGAACCGAAUAAGAUCUGGGCAUGGACAAACGAGUGGUACGGGUUCACGGACGAAGGUAUGGCGUGGUUGGAGAAGAAAGGUUGCAAAUGGAUGAAGGUCAAUGCCGAACCAGGCGAUCUAUUGCUCUGGGAUAGUCGAGCUCCACACUACAAUCUCAGCGCCACGGGGGACAUUCCCAGGGUAUGUACAUAUACUUGCUACAUGCCGGUCACGGAUGCGUCGCAGGAAGACCUUAUGAAGAAGAAGCAUGCGCUUGAGACGACGCAGAGUACCACGCACUGGCCCAAUGCUAGGCAUGUUGGAGGGAUUCCCGUGUUGCGUGAUGGUGAGCCUUGUAAGUACAAUACUGGAAAGCCAAGGAACCCGGUUCAAUUGAGUGAGCGGGGCUGGAAGUUGACGGGCAUUCCGUACAUGUCGGUCGCUUGA